Athalia rosae (coleseed sawfly) is the source of this 2563-nucleotide messenger RNA. RefSeq lists its product as uncharacterized. Bases 297 to 2105 code for a protein of 602 amino acids. NCBI's taxonomy places the organism in Eukaryota, Metazoa, Arthropoda, Insecta, Hymenoptera, Athaliidae. The record is from RefSeq and is a predicted model, not a curated record. The transcript has 4 exons.
CGUUGUUCGUGACACGGAGUUUUUACUCCUCUUAAUAGCCGAAUAAAACUGUGGGUAGUAAUUUUGCCAGGAUUCUUCGAACUGCAGCGCAGCGACGCCGCUCGUAAUUUGCGAGGUGACGAAUAUAAAAAUUAAUGGCGCAGAAAAGUAAAAUAGCAAAAUAGCACAAAUUUUAUCGUCGCCAAAAGCAUGUGCGCGGCGAUCGGUUUUGAAAUUAACCGGUAAGCGUCGAAACGUGAAAAUUUGUGCGAGUCAGUAUGUUCAACGGAACAAACGAAUGAACAUCGACGAAAAAAAUGCGGGCGGUCGCGAUACUGGUCGUCUGUUUGUUGGCGAGAAAUUCACUCCAGAGAGUGCAGUUUUACGAGGAAAAAAAAAUUUCGGACAACAAAUACGCGUGCAUGAAUAAGUUGAUCGACGAACUGACUCUACGCUCUUCGAACCUGAUGAUUUUCUCGACGGAUAUAAGUUACCCCGAAACUCUUAUGUCCAAUCGUUCUGUCACGAAUUUCAACAAAUGGUCUAAAUUGCGUGAUACGAUUUUCGUCAAGUCGGGAUCGAUAGCAAUAUUUCUCGAAGGGGUUAAAGAGCGCGACUUCGAACUGAUUGGACAACUCAAGGGUGCCGUAGUGGUGAAUCCAGUUUUGAUGGUAUGCAUCGCGAAUGCAAUUUGUAAUUCGAAAAUGUAUAUGGAAGAGAUCCUUGAAACGUUGUCAAACGCGAAACUCCGUUACGCAGCAGUUGACGCUAACGAAACGAUCAAUUUGUACGAAUACACGUUAUUAGCGGAAGGAAAAUGUUGGACCCCUCAGUUUAAACGAAUCGGGACGUGCUUGCGUGGUUUCACUGCCGACGGAUCCUCAGAGCCAACGAUGAAUUUCCACAAAUGUCCUCUUCGAGUCAUCACUUGCAACACACCACCCUAUUCGAUGGAUUGCUCUCAGACGUCGCCGGAUUUGAGUUUUCAUUAUCGGUGCGGAAUAGAAAGAAUGAUCUUGGAUUGGCUUGUUUACAAGUUAAAUGCUACUUAUGAAAUUGAUAUGGUCGGAGAACCGAACGAUAUCCGACGACUGCUGGCUAAUCGUCAAGCGGAUAUCGGAUUCGGAAAAUUAGAUAAUCGACCAUACAAUGGUAUUGUGUCUUCUUUUCCGCACUUGUUCGUUCACCAGACUGUUGCCGCAUCUAUUUCGUUUUGGGACCAGACGAUAUCGAUCGCAAGAAUGUUAAUACCGUUCAGAACCGUGGUAUCGUCUAUUAAGAUUUAUAAUAACUUUAAGAGUCUGAAUACAAUUGUGUGUAUCUACCCACCACUUUUUUUCAAGGUUUGGCUAGCCGUUGCUAUGGCAUUUCUGACAACUUUUACAUUCGUGAAACUUAUGCCUGGCUUCGGAAAAAUCGGAAUACUGCAGAUUUAUGGCGCUUUCAUCAUGCAGCCUAUACCGCCUGUGAUCCCCCGCAGAACUUUCAUAAGAAUUUAUCUGAUUCCGAUAAUAGUCGGUGGCUACUUGUGUACUCAAGCUUAUCUGGCUAACCUUACUAAGGGUUUCGUGAUGAAUCCGAAAUAUACAAUAAAUACAUUGCAAGAUCUUGAGGAUUCCGACAUUCAAGUGACGGGAUAUUCGGAUGGUAGAACGGGCUUCAAGAAUGACUUUCCACGCAUUUAUGCCGAGUACAAGAUUGAAGACUAUCCUAUGUAUUUUUACAAAUUGAAACGUCUGUCCACGGGUGAAUUGGACGACGAAGCACUUCUCAUUGAGGAGACGUUCGAGAGCAUAGAUUCAUGGAGAGGCGCACGAGCAUUAGAGAAUUCUAUCGGGCAGUACGGGGUAGGAUUUUUGAUGCCAAAUACAAGUGUUCUGCGGGAACCGAUCGACCGAAUUAUAAUCACUCUUCUAGAACAUGGAAUUGUUACAAACAUCCAAAAAAUUGCGUUCUCGAACUCACGAAUGAAAAAGUCAGAAAAUUCGCCAGUAGUUAUUUCGUUGAAGAAAUUUCGGAGCGUAUUUUACAUACUAAUAAUUGGACUGGCUAUUAGCUUUUUCGUGUUUCUCAUCGAAUUAGCCAUGCCAAUUUUGCAAGAAAAGUUCAAGUCACAGUGGAAAUAAUUUCACGCAAACGAUCCGUUCUCGAGGAUCCUUGCCGCCGAGGCAUUAAUUAUGGGGAUCAUCGAUCCUCGAAUAACGUAGUCUUUCUUAGAAUCAUUAUUUUAGCCGAGUCCGAAAACUUGUCCGUUUGAUAGAUUAUCCGUGUGGCACUAUUUCUCGUGUGAUUCGCAGUCUUGAAUUUUUCUGCAACACAUCGCGCGUGAGGCGAUUAGCACCGACACUAUUAGUACCGACGUUAAGUGUCACCGGUUUGUUCGACGGUUUGAAUUAUUGAAGCAAUAAAAAAUUUACGAGCACCAUGACACGGUUAAAUGCACGUGGCGAACCAUAUGAAGAAUCAGUAUACGACGGUCAACUACCGCGAAUACUUUCUUCGAUGGUCGCGAUACGUCCAACGAUCAUUUUCAUGAUCGUCGGAGUCUCGAUGCAGAGUUUGAAAUUUUUGAAUGACAAGAAUC